Molecule: messenger RNA, 489 nt
Organism: Sodiomyces alkalinus F11
Lineage: Eukaryota; Fungi; Ascomycota; Sordariomycetes; Glomerellales; Plectosphaerellaceae
Exons: 3
Coding region: 1-489 (162 amino acids)
Biological process (GO): endosome transport via multivesicular body sorting pathway
Cellular component (GO): fungal-type vacuole lumen; fungal-type vacuole membrane
Molecular function (GO): ubiquitin protein ligase binding
Source: RefSeq, a predicted model, not a curated record
AUGUGCUCGGUAGAUAUCUUCCUCGGCUUCCUAGCCAUCCUCUUCCCCCCGCUGCCUGUCUGGGUCAAACGUGGCAUUUGCUCUGUCGACUCCGUGAUCAACAUCCUUCUCCUCAUGCUUGGCUACAUCCCCGGUCUCAUCCACGCAUGGUACAUCAUCGCCAAGUUCCCCGAACCACCUUACGAAUACGACGUCGUCCCCGGCCAGGACAGCGAACGAGGCCGCGUCACCUACAUCUUCGUCCACACCCCUCCGCCUCAAAGCCAGCCUCAGUACAAGCCCCAGGGCCCGGACAACGUGAAUUACGGAACAACGAGUCAUCCCGGCCAGUCGUCCAAUUCUCGCGGACCUCAAGCCCAGACCCAGGCCCAGCCCCCGCAUGACCCCCAGGGCCAUGAGGACGCAGGCGAAGGCGGUAGCAACGGGCCCGCGCCGCCCAGCUACGCCCAGGUCGUCGCCGGCGAUCACAAGGUCCAAGACCAGGCAUAG